UGCAGUGGAUAUGGCGUCACUAAAAAAAGUGUAGGAGUCCAGAAACUUCAUCCAUGUAAAUAACGCCAAUUAGAGCUGUGCAAGAGGCUCUAAGCAUCAAUACCGCAAAUAGCUAUUUGAAUAUAUUUAUUAACGUUAUUUUUUCAGCAUGCCUCGGAAAAAGCCAUUUAGCAACAAACAGAAGAAGAAGCAACUCCAAGUGAAACGGGAGAAAAAGAGAGGUGACACAGGUUCCAGCCCAAGCAGUCGUAAUGCAAGUGUGGAGCGAGGAGGAGAGCGUCAGUCCGACACCUCAGAUAGUGAGACCACUGAUGUUAAAAGAAUAAAUCAGCAGCCCUUUGGUAGAGAAAGCAGAUAUGACCCAAACAGGUUUCGACUACACUUUGAGAAAGAGAGUAAAGAGGAGGUAGAGAGGAGGAAGAAGCUGGCCAUGGAGACGGUGCUGCAGCAAGUCUCAGAUAAAGAACUUGAAGUCAACAUCAAUGAAAUCUACCCAUCAGACAAAGGUCUUGGCUUCCCACGACGACCAUUUUGGACUUAUGAUAUGACCCGAGAGAGCCUGCUGAGGAAAGAGGAGAAGGCCUUCAGAGAUUACCUGGAAGACUUGCACUCCAGAAACCCACCUAGCUCUCUUAGCCACUUUGAGCACAAUCUGGAGACAUGGAGACAACUGUGGAGAGUUUUGGAAAUGUCAGAUGUCAUCCUUCUCAUCGUUGACCUCAGGCACCCAGUCCUGCAGUUUCCUCCAGAUCUGUACCAUUACAUCACAGGAGAGCUACACAAGCAAGUAAUCCUGGUGUUAAACAAAGUUGACCUGAGUCCUCCUCCACUGGUGAUUGCCUGGAAACACUACAUGACCUCCCAGUUCCCCCACCUGCAAAUAGUAUGUUUCACUUCCCACCCUGGACAGUCCUACAACACAGUGCUCCAGAAGAGGAGGAUGAAGAGGAAGGCUGACUGGAGUCACUCUGGAGGUCUUAUAGAAAUCUUUAAAGCCUGUCAGGAGAUCACAGCAGGGAAAGUUGACCUGUCCAGCUGGGAGCAGAAGAUUCAGAGAGAUGCUGUUGCAGGGCGACUAGGUGAAGGGCAGUCUGAUGAAGGAGCUGAAUCUGUGCUGGUGGAACAUCAAAGUGAUAGUGCUCUGGAGAUGAGUAACCCAUCAGAAGAGCUCUACAAAGAUGGAGUUCUUACACUGGGCUGCAUAGGUUUUCCAAAUGUUGGUAAGUCAUCAGUUAUUAACAGCCUUGUUGGGAGGAAGGUUGUGAGUGUGUCUCGAACUCCAGGCCACACCAAAUACUUCCAAACCUACUACCUCACCCCGACAGUUAAACUAUGCGACUGCCCUGGACUGGUCUUCCCCUCACGUGUCAAUAAGCAGCUGCAGAUUCUAGCAGGUAUUUACCCAGUGUCCCAGCUGCAAGAGCCAUACACAUCAGUUGGUUAUUUGUGUGAGAGGACUCCAUUCCUUUCUGUACUGAAACUCAAACACCCCAGUUUGUUAGAGAAGGAACCACAGCAAGGACACCAGGAGUCCAUAGAGCCCAGAUGGACUGCUUGGGAUGUGUGUGAGGCUUGGGCGGAAAGACGAGGCUAUAAAACAGCUAAAGCCGCCCGCAAUGAUGUUUACCGUGCAGCAAACAGUCUACUGAGGUUGGCCAUUGAUGGCAGAUUGUGCCUCUGUCUCAGACCACCUGGCUACAGCUGUCUGAGAGAGCACUGGGAAAAUCACCCGGACUUGCCAGAGAUUAUGGCACUUCAAGGAAGAGCAACAGAGGAGGAAGGAACCGACGAGAAGGAAGAUGAAGAGGAUGGAGAGUCCAGCAGCGAGCCAGAAGAGGAGAGAGACCGGGAUGCAGAUGACGACGAAGAUGGAGACGACGAGGAUGAGGGGUUUGGACAUAAAAAACAGGGAGAUGAAAAGCCAUCUGGCUUUUCUGUCAACAUGUACAAUGUACUCCGGGAAAACGAGUGUGCGUAAAAAAAAAAAAAAAGAAAGAAAA
Messenger RNA from Nematolebias whitei (Rio pearlfish), 2000 nucleotides. RefSeq names its product guanine nucleotide binding protein-like 1 (gene gnl1). The transcript has 12 exons. NCBI's taxonomy places the organism in Eukaryota, Metazoa, Chordata, Actinopteri, Cyprinodontiformes, Rivulidae. Gene Ontology annotation, molecular function: GTPase activity; GTP binding. Bases 149 to 1978 code for a protein of 609 amino acids. The record is from RefSeq and is a predicted model, not a curated record.